This is a messenger RNA of Danaus plexippus (monarch butterfly), 2889 nucleotides long. RefSeq names its product phosphorylated adapter RNA export protein (gene Phax). The record is from RefSeq and is a predicted model, not a curated record. Gene Ontology annotation, biological process: snRNA export from nucleus. Lineage: Eukaryota; Metazoa; Arthropoda; Insecta; Lepidoptera; Nymphalidae. Gene Ontology annotation, cellular component: nucleus. Bases 112 to 1329 code for a protein of 405 amino acids. The transcript is spliced from 6 exons.
AAUGACAGUUGCAUUAAAAACUAGCAACAGCGAUUUUAAAGCGGAAUUAUUGCAUUUAGUAAAAUAUUUUCAUGUGCAAUUAUUAUUUAGCUUUACUUAGAAGCCCUUUUUAUGAUGAUGUCAACAACAGAAGGAGAACUGGAUGUCGCAGAAUUGGAUGAAUUAGAAGAGGGCGAGUUAGAAGAUUCCGACGUAGAAUACGGUACGUAUGUUCCACUUCCGAGGCCUGAAGCCAUUAAACUUCCGUCGCUCGUAAACAUGCAAAUUCAGGACGAACAGAGUGAUGAGGAUUCAGCCCAAGAAUCGUCAGGUUCAGAGUCGGACGAUGAACCGCGAAGACGUGCUAAACGCACUAAGCUGCGUCCCAAGAGGCCUCAACAGCAGGCCCACAGUGCUAAAAAAGAUAAAUAUAAUAUUUGGUGCAAAGCAUUGGAGGAAGAUAUUUUAACAGAAGAUAUGGUUAGCUGUGAUGUGUCAAAGAAAAGUAGAUAUGGCGUUGAAUCUUAUGAUUACACUAUUAGGUAUAGAUUAGAUGACCACUAUAUUUCCAAAAAAGUAUUUACCAAUAAUCAUAAACAUAGCAAUAAGGAACACUCUACAAAUAAAAGAAGUUACUCUGACCGUUCAAAUGUUAAACUAAGGCUUGGAAAAAGAACAAACAGUGAACAGCCAUCAGAGAGUAAACAAAAUCCAAGAAACUUGAUAGAUUUGUGUGUGACCUCAGAACAUCCUAUAGAGCAAAUUGCUCAAGAUAUAGCAGAGAAAUUGUCAGAAGAAAAAACUGAAUUAGUCGGUAGGAUAGUGGCAGUGCUUGGUGCUAAGAAGGCUAUAGAAAUAUACAAGGAGACACAAAGAAUUGAAGCUGAUGGAGGUAUGCUGGUGAUGAAUGGGACACGAAGACGUACUCCAGGCGGCAUAUACUUCUUUUUACUGAAGCGGGAUGAUGACGUGUCUCAAGAUAUGAUUAAUCAAAUAUUUACUGAGGAUCGAAAGAACACUGCACGCAGGCUAAAACAAACGCGGGCUCGAAGUCGCCAAAAGGUUAUGGAGCAGUUAAAACAAAGUCUCACAGAUUCAGAACUGCCAUCUCUUCUUUCACGAGGUGAGGCUACUGUUCAAUCAGAACACGGCUCCAAUCCUCCGCCUUCUCCAGCGACCGAUGCUCGGGACUGUUCCAGCGACACUGACGGGCACUCACACAUAGAACAGCCGCCCUCCCCCCCACGCCCUAGAUCUCCUCUACCUGACCGGACCUCCAGGGAGAUACAGCAGUACGACGAUGAUGACUUCUUAGAGGUCAUGUGCAAUGACGACAUGGACAUGUUCUAAAUUUGAAAAUCUGGUGCUCUCAGCCUAAUUUCCGUUUAAGAAUCCGUGCUAGUAUAUGACAUAAAAAAUUAUGUCUGUUAGCAUUCCCGAAAUCUUAAAUGUGGCUGUGAACUUUUACUGUUUACAAGACUCUAAUAUUGCCUUGAAAGUUGAAAUACUGUAUUGCUUUAUUCAUCAUAAAUUCAAAGUAUCUAAGACUUAAAUUCUAAGUCGAUCAGUAUAUAUAAACUGCAAAUUCUAUUUAAAAUGUCUUUUAGUGAUUUAAAAAUUAAAUUCUACAAACGAAAGCCAUUAUGAGAAUGGAUAUGAUAGAGUGAAUUGCUAUGAACAGUUGACACAGCCACAAAUUGUGUGUGAACACAACUGUUUAAAUUUUUUUUAUGAUAAGAAUUGUAGAUAAAAAUGUAUAUUACUGACUAGUACGAUGUAGCCUAUUGUUUUAGGUCUCCUGAUAAUCUGGUGAAUAUUUUUUGGUUUUCUUAUCAAUUAAAAUUUACCAUGAUCUCACUAUCUCAAUGGACUACGAACUUUGAAGCCCCGGCUGCUGUUUGUAGUUACAUAUCAAAAUUUUAUAUUUUUCAGACUCCUCGACUACUCUACAGGAAUACCACAUAAUAUUCUAAAAAAUAAUAGCUUCUUGUACAACAAUUAUUUAUACAUUGUUUAAGUUCAUUGUUUUAGGAACUGUUUUGUACUUAGUGUAGUUCCGCUACAGUAAUUUUGGUACUUUAUAUUUUUAUAAAUAUAUUUAUUAUAAUUUAUGGGCAUUAGGGUGCAUUUAACAUGGACUUCUAAUAAACUACUCUCGGUGAAUUGCUGUAAUAAGUUUUUUCCACUUCUGUUCAUGAUUAUCGAUUCAAGGGUUCUCCAAACAUGACCUUUAUAUUGGUUUUGAUCAGUGUUGUCAUACCACAUACCGGAUGCAUCCUUACAAUUUCAUAUCCGCCUAUAUUAUUAUAAUCAAAACCAUAUCUGGAUGGUUCCAAAACUUGAGCUGUGUAUUAUAGCCGAUAGCUGGUAGUGUAGACAAUAAUAGGUAUUAUAGUAUAAGGUGUCUAAUAAACAUUUUUCAUAUUGUCAUUGUAUAAUUACAAUAGCGUAAUAAUUUAUUCAAUAUUACUGAUUUUAUUUGCUGCUCAUUUGAGUAUUUUUACUAAUGUAAAAUGGGCAGUUGAUUUUCUUAAUUUAAAGUUCUUAUUAAAUAAGCCUAAUUUGAUACAUAAUAAAAUGAAUCCAAAAUAGAUGAGAAUUGUGAUCUAUUGUAAAUACACUAUGACAUGUAAAAAUUAAGGGAUUUAUCAUCUGAUGGCCGGUAAUACCUUUUUUAUUUAUUACACGCCACCUGUUAGAUCUUAGUGUAAAGCGUGCUUGCGAGUCAUGUAACACAUUGUUUUCAAGUAUAUUUAUUAAUUUGGUCUGUAGUCUGCUGGAUUGAUGUCAUUCGUUUUAAGAUUAUAUAAUGAUGUUGUGUGAACAAGGAGUGGCACAGUCCUCUGAAUGUUACAGAGUGGUCUACACAGACACUGAUCUAUUUGUAUAAUAAAGUUUUUUAUAAAGCUA